Tetranychus urticae (two-spotted spider mite) is the source of this 1133-nucleotide messenger RNA. The record is from RefSeq and is a predicted model, not a curated record. Lineage: Eukaryota; Metazoa; Arthropoda; Arachnida; Trombidiformes; Tetranychidae.
CGCUAUCAAGUCUUUUAACCAGUAACUGUUAUGUUUUUUAACUUUGAUACAUUUACUUACUUUUUACUUACAUUUGCUGUAAAGAGACAAUUAUAAAUAAAAAAGAGUUCACAGACAAAGUAGCGCCACUUAAGACGUUAUUCCUUAACCGUUUAAAUUUAUUCUUUGUCUUUUUCUUAUCUCUAUUUUAUUUUUCUUUUACCUUUCACUUUGAUAUUGUUUUUAUUUUCUCUCAAAUUCAUCUUUUCUUUUAUAAAAAUGUCUUCUUCUAACAAAAAGUUUUAUCCUUCUCCAGUUGAGAAACGUGAAGAAAUGCAACAUAAAUGGUUAAUCGAAUGGUAUCAUCUUAAUUAUGAAAUUAUGAAAUUUUGUGAAAUUCCAUGUUUGCCUCCAGUCGAAGGAUUAAUUCAAGAUUUAGUUGUUCAUAAAUCUCUUGAAAGAUCUUCAAUUUCUUCUUGUGAAAGUAUUGGUGGUUGUAGUUCAAGUGGAGAUGAUAGAUCACCAAAACGAAUCCAUGUAAGCAAUAUUCCUUUUAGAUUCAGAGAACCUGAUUUAAGGAAACUUUUUGGUGCUUAUGGACCCAUUUUAGAUGUUGAAAUUAUUUUCAAUGAAAGAGGUUCAAAAGGAUUUGGUUUUCUUACAUUUGCCCAUUCUGAUGAUGCCAUGAGAGCCAAAAAGGAGUUAGAUGGUAUUACAGUGGAAGGACGAAAAAUAGAAGUCAAUGACGCGACUGUUAAAGGUCAAGCAAAGAAACCAAAAGAAUAUUCAGCCAUUUUUGACAGAUUCUCCAUAACAGAUACCAACUCAUCAGUUCGAGGUUUAUAAUUAACUUCUAACGUCUAUUUUCAAUUUUCUUUUUCUUUUUAAACUUAAGAUCAAUUUAUUUAUCAAAUAUCUUCAUUUAACUAAAUAUUUAUAACUCAGGUGAAAAUACCAGUCCACCUUUUCUCAUGAAAAACCAUGUACAUUAUGCCAUCUUUUUUAAAAAACCACGAUAUCAAUUAUCGUUAUUUAUAUUCACGAUUAUUUGGUGUAAAAAUCAAAUGUUAAUUAAUGACCAAAAAAUUGUCACCACUUUAUAUAUCUAUUCAAUUAUUUUUAUUAAUAAAUAGCUAUCAAGCAAUUUACGAAAA